GCGGUGGUGGAGGCAAAGACGCAGGCUCCAUCUCGGCGCAGCUGCUGGAGAUGCAGAAACACGUGCGCACGCUAACGUCGGAGUUCAAGCUGGCGAAGGCGAAGGCUCCUGAGGCGAGGGCACCCCCCGCCAGCGUCGAGAGCGGCGAGGGUGACACCGGUGCCGUGUCUGCUGUCAAGAAGCGGCUGGACGAGCUGGAUGGCUUUCUCAAGCAGCUGGCAGGCGUCGACAUUCCAGAGGUUACCCGGCUGGUGGCGCAGUACAAAGCUGAGCAGGCCAAGUUGCGGGCACAGCUUUUUCAGGAGAAGCCGCCGUCGCAGCAACUCAAAACUCUCGGUUUCAAGACCACCAAGGUCGAGCAGCGCAUCACCAAACAGCUGAACUCCCGCGAGGCGAAGCAGGCGCAGCUGGUGGCCCUGCAGGCGGAAGUCGCCUUGCAGGAUGCCGUGCUCGCGGGGAGCUGCUCGAGCUCGAGAGCCAGCGGGCCCAGCUCUAUGGCGUUCUGCCGCAGCCGCCCACGGGGCCACCUGGCGCCGACGCUGGCAACGACCAGAGCAGCUGGGCGCUGCCCAAAAUGGAGCAGGUGCUUGUGGCUGCUGGCGCUGCUCCUGACCUGCAGCAGGAAGUGGCUGCAGUGGUGGGCAAUAUUCGCCAGCGCCGCCAGACCCAGGAGCAGCAAGCCCAGGCCCAGCGAGAGGCCAACGAGAAGCAGGCAGCUGAAGCAGCUGCCCAUGCAGCCAGAGAGCAGCAGGACGCUGCCAUGGCAGGCGACGCCGAUGAGAACCAAGUUGCAUAUUCCCACAGUUGAUGCUAACUCUUUUGGCACAUUGUCCAAGUACCUCGUCGACUGCAGCAGUGACGUGGUCAUCGCGCAGGAGCGCCGCGCGCGCUCUGACAAGCUCUCCGAGGGGGCGCUGAGGGGGGGCGUCUCGGUCUUGGCCGACAUUGCCGUCACCCAGGCGCCGCCGUUGGACGACGGCGUCAGCGUGCCAGACAGGGCCGUGGCGGCCCACGUCCACGCUGCCCUUCCUGGCGGUUUCAUGGCGGCGGCUCUCUGCCUCCACGCGGGUGGGGGCAGGUCGCCCCGCAACCUGGCGUUGGCGUGGCAGGUCGCGCAGCAUGUGAAGCGC
This is a messenger RNA of Prorocentrum cordatum, 1130 nucleotides long. The record is from the annotation of a GenBank genome assembly. NCBI's taxonomy places the organism in Eukaryota, Dinophyceae, Prorocentrales, Prorocentraceae.